Molecule: messenger RNA, 502 nt
Organism: Selaginella moellendorffii
Lineage: Eukaryota; Viridiplantae; Streptophyta; Lycopodiopsida; Selaginellales; Selaginellaceae
Exons: 2
Coding region: 5-373 (122 amino acids)
Source: RefSeq, a predicted model, not a curated record
AUGGAUGUUUGCGAGGGCAGCCAAGCUCGCGAGGGAGAAGGCGCGGCACCCGCAUUGCCCUCCCGACCAGGCCAAGGCGUGGGCGCUGGCGCUGGUGGAAUUCCUGGGCGAUUUCAAGGGCCACACGGUGGAUGAUCUGUGGGCGCGCGCCGAGGAGCGGGGCAUCCGGAGCCGAUCACACAUGAGGCAGCUGCUCUACUGGAUGCGGCAGGAGAGAUUGGUGAGCGUGGAGGCGCCGGUGGCCGGAUCGCGCGUGAGGUACUUUAGGCUGUUGCGGGAUCCGGAGAGGGCGGAUCACGUAGUGCGAGUUUCUAGUUCGCUAAGAUCAAACAUCUCCAAAUUCCGGAAUGGAUCCCGCCUCUUCGAUCUGUGAAGCGAUCUAGUGUUCUUGCUCGAGUUUCUAGUCGGCUAUGAUCAAACAUCUCCAAGUUCCGGAAUGGAUCCAGCUAGAACACAAUCGUAAAAAAGAUUUGGUGGAGAUAGUAAGCCCCGUUCUGUUGUA